Messenger RNA from Sardina pilchardus (European sardine), 3818 nucleotides. RefSeq names its product laminin subunit alpha-3-like. The coding region runs from base 63 to 2720 and encodes 885 amino acids. The record is from RefSeq and is a predicted model, not a curated record. NCBI's taxonomy places the organism in Eukaryota, Metazoa, Chordata, Actinopteri, Clupeiformes, Clupeidae. The transcript is spliced from 20 exons.
CCCCCAGGGGUGACUCAAGCCGCAGGCGAAGACGCAGACAGGGUCAAAAGAAAGCAAAGGACAUGUUCGUGCUUUACCUUGGCAGCAAGAAUGUCACUGGAGACUUUGUGGGCAUGGUGCUGCGGGACAACGUCCUGUACGGCAUGUACCGGCUGGGCGGAGCCUUCCACAGCAAGCUCAUCAGCAACGUCACCAGAUCCACACGGGACCCGGCUUAUUUCGACCGCGUGGAAUUUCACAGGGUUUACCAGGACAUGGAGGUGAUUUACACUCGAGGCUACACCUCCGCGGACCCCAUGGCCCUGCCUGCAGUUCAGCUGCAGCCGCCAGACUCCCUGCACAACCUCCUCCAGCUGCACCCCAACAGCACAGCCUUCUAUGUGGGAGGCUUCCCGCAAGGCUUCACUCCCCCUGUAGAGAUGGGCCAGAGCUUGUCCUUCUACGAUGGCUGCAUAGAGUCCUCCAUGCUCAACCACAAGCUUCUGGGCCUCUACAACUUCCAGCGAGUCCUCAAUGUCAACCAGGAGCGCCCUUGUACAAGGCAGGUACAGCAAACUGAGGAGCUGUACUUCGAUGGCACUGGCUACGCUACAGUUAACAUUCCCAAGACAAGGGGUCUGCAGAGAAUUCAGUUUUCCGUGAAGACCUUGUUGAAGAAUGCACUGCUGUUCUACGUGGGGAAUGAGAAAUCCUACUACAGUCUGACUGUGGAGAAGGGCUACCUCGUCCUAACUGGCAGUCAGGGUGGCAAGGUCUUUUCCAACCGGACAUCCAAUGAACUCUUUCCCACGGCCAGAGACAAGUUCAAAGAGAUUAAUGUUCGAUUCAAUGGCCCAACUGUAUCACUCUUUGAAACCCCCCCAAUUACGAUACCUUAUACCAAAGACGUCUUCAACUUUCUCUACAUCGGCGGAGUCCCAGAUUCUUUAAGAGAAAGGGACAACAUCCCAGCCCCAGCACUGAGGGGCUCCCUCCAGAGAGUGCCCAAGCUCAACCUUCAGAGUGAGAACUUCAUCGAGCUGCUGGGGGUCAGGAAGGGCUUCCGGCUGGACCUACUGGCUGUUCGCGAUGCAGAGUUUAAAAACGGCAGUGCCCUCACAGAAAAGCCAGCGCCUUUCAAAGACAUGAUUUCUCUGGGUUUCAAGACUUCUGAACCAGGAGGAAUUCUUCUUCAGACCACUCAAGGAGCCCAGGGGCUGAGACUGGCACUCGCAGACGGUCACGUGGAGUUUGAAUUCGGCAGCCGGCAGGCAGUGAGGUCCAACAGGAAGUACAAUGAUGGGAGAUGGCACUACCUGACGGCCCUCAGAAAUGAGCUGGCGCUCAGGGUUGAUGACAGGGACACGGGGACUCACUUUCUGUCCCCUGACGUAACCAAGGGCCAAAACCUCACUUUGGGGGGAGAGGUUUUCACUGGUUCCCUUGGAGAUCUCUACAUAAGAAGGCCAACGCAGCAGUACAUGCCAGCAGACCUGUCCCUGUUCACCCAGAAGGGAGACGUCACCCUGGGCCUCUGUGCAGCAGAGCGCCCUGCUCAGGCUAUAAGAACCAAACAUGGAAAGAGCUCUAAGAAGAAAACCCAAAAACAAAAAAUUAGACACCGUAAGAAAAAGAGUGGAUCUCGUCCUGAUGGGCAGUCCUGUAAGAGUCCUGUGGCCCUCCCUCAAACCUUCUCCCUGACCAGCCCAGACAGUCAGCUCAGCUACCACAUCUCUCCUCAGGAGCUCAACUACAGACCUUAUUUCUCGCUGGUGAUGAAGACUACAUCCACAGAGGGCUUGAUUCUACAUAUCAACGGCAAGCACAGUGCCCAUGUAGCUCUCUACAUGAUCGGUGGCAAGAUAAAGCUAGCCGUCGGGAAAAGGGUCAUUUAUUACAAUAAGAAGAUGAAUGACAACGAAUGGCACAAGGUGGACUUCAGCGUGGAGGAAAAGACCUUUCACCUGCUCGUGGACUUCGUAAGGGUGCCCGAUGGACAACUACCUGCUGAGACGAGAGCCGGCCUUAACCUCAGGUCACCUGUCUACCUGGGCGCAGACCUCACAACCCCCAGCACAGCAGCGCAGAGGAAGUCCCUGCCAAAGGCUGCAGUGACCGGAUGCUUUUAUAAUGUCAAGUUUCAGAACGAGCUGUUGCGCGAGCCUCUGACAAAAUCAUCAUUAGGCCUAUGUUUUGACGGUGAAAUGGAGUCAGGGAUCUUUUUCUAUGGUGACAAAGAUUGCUUGGCCUCCCAGACUCCUUUGAUGGUGAAGGCUGAUUUCCACCUUACUUUUAACAUCCGCCCACGAGACUUAACGGGUUUACUUUUUUACGCAAGAGGACAAAACGGGCGAUAUAUCAGUGUGUACCUGCAGAAUGACAAGAUAAUUGCUCAAGCCCAUGUUGGAGGAGACCGUCCGUACAGUGUGUCGAUACCAAUCUCAUCCAACCUGUGUGACUCUUUCCACUCAGUCACAGUGCACAAACAGAACAGCGUAAUCAAACUGGGACUGGAUUCUAAAUCAAGACGUAUUCCAGGGCCUUAUGCUGCCUUCAAUUCCAACGCCCAAUUCUCCUUCUACUUUGGGGACGUGCCAGGUAACCUCAGGGAACAGCUGGCCCCACUGGAGCGGUCAUAUGUGGGCUGCCUUCGGGGCGUGAAGCUGAAUGGAGCAGAUGUUGUGCUCUCCCACUGUGCACCCAAUAGCUCAGUGAGUCUGCAGGGGUGCCCCGUAAAAUAAGCAACAGACAGUCAUCACUCAACACCCACCUGUCCAGUUCUAACAUAAGAAUCAGAAACGUCCAUUGUCCAUGUUUUUUGUGUAUGCAAAUAGCAAUAGUCUAUAAUAGUCUUUAAGAAUCAGGGCCUGUUGACAAGAGAAGGCAGAGGGCGAGGAGACGUAGCACAGACACAGGUGAGACACAGGUGAAGCAUGUGGUGGCAGUAGGGAGGUGAAGAAAUGGGACCUAAACACAAGGUCCCAGGAGCUGCACAGGAGUGUUGAGGAUAUUUACCUCUGCCAAGGAGCUUGUUUUCUUCAGGGGUUGUUUGUCUGUCUGUCUGUCUGUCUGUCUGUCUGUCUGUUUGUUUGUUUGCAAGAUAACGGUUAUGUUUUCCGUUGGUGGAGGUCUGCGCUCUCGGAGUGCUUUUCUAGUUGCAUUAUGAUUCGCUACACUGAAAGACAUUUUUACAUUUACAGUAAUUUCUUGUGUAUUAGUCGCAUGCGUAUAAGCCGCAGGACAGUGUUUUGUGCAAGAAACAAAACCAUAUUAAUGCCAUAUUAACUGCCCCCAUGUAUUAACCUCAUAGCUGAAGAAAUUUUGCAAAAUCAAUGUAUAAGCCGCGGCUAAUAGUUGGGAAAUGACGGAACAUUUAAUCAUUUAGUUCAGCUGACACUUUUAUCCAAAGCGACUGACAACAAAAGGGGAUAAUCAAGGUACGGUGUGACAGUAUGAAAGAAUGCAUACAGUAAUUUCCCCCAUAUAAGCCAGAUUGUGUAUAAGCCGCAAGGCAGUGUUUUAUGCAAGUUAAAAUAAACAAAACCAUAUUGAUACCUAGUGUUAACCUCGUAGCUGAAGAAGUUUUGCAAAAUCAAUGUAUAAGCCGUGGCUAAUAGUCGGGAAAUAACGGUAACAACAUCAUUGAGAUCUAAACUGUGAUAAAGAGAUCUUAUUGAAAGAAUGUUGUGAGCUGGACCAAGUCUUUUGGACGUGAUGCUCAUUGGUUUACAAUAUAGUACUGUAGCUUCUCAUUUUGUUGUAUAACACAGUGUAUAUGAAUGUACUGAUGCAUUAACAAAGGAUUUACAGAUUGAACUUUCAGCACUUACAGUAUGAGA